Molecule: messenger RNA, 345 nt
Organism: Talaromyces proteolyticus
Lineage: Eukaryota; Fungi; Ascomycota; Eurotiomycetes; Eurotiales; Trichocomaceae
Exons: 1
Coding region: 1-345 (114 amino acids)
Source: RefSeq, a predicted model, not a curated record
AUGGUUUGUGUAUCAGAUAAGACGACUAUUUUAGUAUCAAAAGUUUUUGCGUGUUACUCGUACUCCCCGAUCCAAAGAGAUAUCGAAGAUUACGGAAGUCUAUUCGAUAGGUACAUAUUCAUGAGUUUAGUGGAAGGCCAGAAGUUAGACCCUGUCUACAAAUCAUAUAAGGAAAUAACUAAACAACGUGUUGCUGAUCAACUCAAGCAAUGCUUUCGUGAUCUUCGCAACAUUAGCGGUGGUACCUAUUUGGGAUCGAUUGACCAAGGUCCAGUUACAGAGCCGGUUUUGACGAACUCUCCCGAUAGAGGUGGAUUGAUGAUUCGCAGUGUAGUUAUAUACUAA